AUGUUGAAGCGAAGACGUGGUGGGUCCUCCAGAGCGAAAUUCCAGAUUCCCUUGGGUCUUCCAGUAGGAGCUGUGAUCAGCUGUGCUGACAAUACAGGAGCCAAAAAUUUGUAUAUCAUCUCUGUUAAGGGAAUCAAGGGACUUCCUGCUACAGGUGUGAGUAACAUGGUGAUGGCCACGGUUAAGAAAGGCAAAGCAGAACUAAGAAAAAACGUCCAUGUAGCAGUGGUAAUUCGACAAUGAAAGUCAUAUCAAAGAAAAGAUGGGGUGUUUCUUUAUUUUGAAGACAAUGGAGGAGUCGUAGUAAACAAUAAAGGCAAGAUAAAAGAUUCGGCUAUCACAGGUCCAGUUGCAAAGCAAUGUGCAGACUUGCAGACCAGGAUUACGUCCAAUGCAAGCAGGAUUGCAUGA
Messenger RNA from Peromyscus maniculatus bairdii (prairie deer mouse), 411 nucleotides. The record is from RefSeq and is a predicted model, not a curated record. NCBI's taxonomy places the organism in Eukaryota, Metazoa, Chordata, Mammalia, Rodentia, Cricetidae.